UAUUAUUUAAUAAAAUGUCUAAAUUAAAGCGAAAGAGAAGCUCAGCGGAGGAGAUUAAACCUAAACCUGAUCUACACUUCAGGAUCAGAGAGCAGAAACACAGUCUGCGCAUUCCGGACGCAGCGCUGCCUGACUGUGUUGAUGCAGGUUUCAGAUCUUCAUGGUGGACCAGACCUGACCUCUCUGAGGUGGAGAAGCUGUGGCUGAUCACUCUGCAGGAUCUCUCUCCAGCGUUAACCAAUCAGGAUCCAGGAUUCUGUCCACCAGAUCUUCCGAAACCCCCUCCGCCAGGUGAGACGGAGGUGAGCGAGUGGUCCUGGUGUGGUUUACAUGAAGACGUUGGUGCUCUUCCUGACCCCCCUCCGCCAGGAUCUGUACAAUCUGAGUCCACCAGCAUCCCAUCACCCCCCAAAACCACUACCUCUACACCCCCCACCCCACCCAGCACCCAUCAGGACCAGCAGAAGGAUUCAGAGAUGAUGGAGUGCGAGGAUAACGAGGCUCGGCGGGAGGGGAGCGCCACCACCCAGAGAGAAUCCAUAACCGGGCGGGACCUGGGUGCUCAUGGUGCUGCUGAAGCUGGAACAUCAGGCAUUUCUGGAACACGGACCUCCGAAACUGGGUCGGGUGGUAAAAUGGGAUCUGGAUCAGGAGUCAAAUCUGGAUCAGGAGUCAAAUCUGGAUCAGGAGUCAAAUCAAAAUUAGGAUCAGGGGUUGAAUCUGAUUCAGGAGUCAGAUCAGGAUCAGAACCUGAUAACAGGACUGUGAAGGAUGAAGGACGUAAACUGGAGUGCUGCCCGAUGUGUCUGAUGUCAUUUCCUGCUGGGUUCUCUCAGAUAGAAUGUGAUGGACAUCUGGCCCAGUGUUUAUCAGACAUGAACGUGGACAUGGUCUGGUGAUCAUCUUCAUCAUCAUCAUCAUCGUCAUUCUGAGUUCCUCACACCGUGCUUCACUCUCAGAUCGUCUGACCACAAAGAUCACCAAACCAGACCUCUGACUCCUGUGGUUUAUUUUCCAUACAGUACUGGUAAUCAAAAGGUCGCUGGUUCAAGCCCCAUCACUGCUAGGUUGCCACUGUUGGGCCCCUGAGCAAGGCCCUUGACCCUCAGUUGCUCAGACUGUGUACUGUUACAGUACUGUAAGGUGGCUGCUGCUAAAUGCAGAAAAUGUCAACAUAAAUGUAAAUGUGCAACAUGCCAAAACUAUGUGGACACCCUUGUUAAAGAUGCGAGUGUGUGGUAAGUUUGGGGAAGGCCCUCUCCUGUCCCAGCGUGAGUGUGUCCCUGUGCAGGAGUGAGAACUGGACACGUCUAACGCAGGCUGAACCCUCUCAGUGCUUUCUGAAUGGAGCUGUAGAAAUGAAUAAAGUGUUGAAUAGAA
Molecule: messenger RNA, 1380 nt
Organism: Trichomycterus rosablanca
Lineage: Eukaryota; Metazoa; Chordata; Actinopteri; Siluriformes; Trichomycteridae
Exons: 4
Coding region: 15-899 (294 amino acids)
Cellular component (GO): Fanconi anaemia nuclear complex
Molecular function (GO): ubiquitin binding
Source: RefSeq, a predicted model, not a curated record